UAGACCUAAUGUUGGUGAACACCAUCAUAGACGGGCAUUUAAUCAUCAGUUCAGCAAGUGCUUGAAGGCCCGCAGAUACAAAAUAAAGAAUUACUAUGAUGGCUUUAAAAACGCUGAGCUUGCUCGGCGUAACCCAUUUAAAGGUGUUCCCAACGAGCAUUGGAAUUUAUUGUGCGACAGAUACAGUUCUGAGAAGUGUGUGAAUCGCAGUGAGACAAACAAAAAGAAUAGGGACAAGGUGAAGACUAAGAAUUAUGGUGGCUCGAAAGUGUAUGUUCAGUACCUGGAUGAGAUGCUUAAUAAUGAAACUGGGGAAGAUGGAAGUGUGAUUGAAUUCUAUGCAAAAUCACAUAUCAAGGAAAAUGGGGAAUCUAUUGAUGAAGAGGCUGAGAAGAAUUAUGCUAGAAUGCUAGAAAUGAAAAAAGUUGCAAUUGAAAUUGGAGAAGUAAUAACCCACGAGAAAGAGGAAGAAAUAAUGCUUGAAGUGCUAGGGAAUAAGUGUUCAUUUUUAAAUGGGCCUAAUAAGGAUAUGCCAACUUUGUCAAUCCGUGCUACUCAAAAAGAUGUGGAUGCAGCUAAUGCUAGGGCCGACAAAGCAGAAACGAAUAUGGACGAGAUGAGACAAGAGGUGCAAGGGAUGAGGGAAGACAUGCAGCAACAAAUUCAAGAGAAAGUGAAAGAGGCAAUGCUUGCUUUUAUUGCAAAUAUUGGGCAGCCUUCCCUUGCACCCCAAAAUUAAUCUACUUUAGAGUUUUAGAAGGACAACUUUUUAAAAUUAAUUAGGUCUAAUAUUUUAGGACUUUGAAUACUUUCUUGCAGUUUCUUGUUUUUUAAUAGUAAACCUAUUAUUUUUGGGAUGAUGCAUCAAUAUUCCUUAUGCCCUCUUUCUCUCAAAUUGUUUGAAAACUCUCUUGUUUCACAUUGGAUAUGGUUUUUGGAAGGAUAAUUUAUGGUAGUUCGUCUUGUUAAGAGAGUUGCUUCUUAAUUUGUUGGAGUGUUCUAUGGCAGAAAAAAUUUGCUUUAUUCUUUGGACUAGGAAUUAAUGCUGAAGUUGAGCGAUUAAUUGGGAUGACAUGAAGAAAAUGAAGUAUUCAUGACAACGACGAACUAAAGUGAUGAGAUUCCAUACGAAGAACUUUGAGGUGCUGCCAUAGAGGGAGAGUUAGGAGUUUGCUUUUAUGUUUUAGUUUGGUCUUUAAUUUGUAUUAGACAAUUGGAAAUUUAGUUUAUAUUUUGACUCAGAAUUGAACAAAUGUAGAAAUUUAUUCAAAUUGAUGUUAAUUUUGUAUUUGAACUCAGAAUUAUUAUGUAUUGCAUAAUAAAAUUUAAUGUUA
Molecule: messenger RNA, 1334 nt
Organism: Cornus florida
Lineage: Eukaryota; Viridiplantae; Streptophyta; Magnoliopsida; Cornales; Cornaceae
Exons: 7
Coding region: 293-739 (148 amino acids)
Source: RefSeq, a predicted model, not a curated record